AAAUGGCGGCCUUUCAUUGUCUGUCCCUUGCUGUAGCAGUGCUGCUGGAUCAUCUCGUCCUUGGCCGAGCUCAAACGACUCCAACAUCUUCGCCCCUCCAUCUGCCAUCCGAUGGACUCAUGCCGCGGCCGCAGAUGGCCCAGAUGAGUAUGCCGCAGCUGCCGAACGAGACGACAAAGCUGCCAGAUGACCACAAUCAUCAUGAAAACCUUCCAUCUUCAAGUCGGCCGCAGAGGGCCCCGCAACACGAGAAGGGACGGCUGAAUGUGUUUAUUCCAUGGGUGGAGGGCGGCAGGCGCCUUCCGCAGAUGUUCUUCAGCACGCUCGAGUCGGUCCUGUGGCACCAUCCGUCUGCCAGUGUGAGGGUGCUGACGACUGGGAGUGAGGGUGGUCACUUAGAUGGUGCAUUGGAGGCCUACGUGCGCCAUGGGUAUUCGGUGGAGUGGCUGGGCGUUGAUGCGGUCUGGUGGGAUCUGCCCAUUGAGGCGAUGCGUGUGUUGGCCGCGUGGCUGGAGAGGGGGCAGAGGGACCUGGCCACCGGACUGAUGUGCUUCAUCAUGCAGCUGCGACUCGGGGGUACAUGUCAACGACAGGCACACGUGGCUGGUUGGCAUGGCUGUCUUUCUGUGCUCGUUGGUGUGUGGCUUGCAGGUGUGUGUCUGCCACCUCAUGGUGUGCUUCUGAAUGCACUUGACGCCUUCCUCCCCUCCACUCUGUUCGACGGCUCUCUCGGGAGCAACUCCGGCGACGAGAGGUCGGUGACAGUGGUGUUUGAGAUAGCUGACAGGCGGCCAGCCGUUUACUCGAUCGCCACCGAUGGCCUUAAAGCUGCUCACUCACAACGGGUGGGCCAAGCACGGGUCUCAAUUCUGCGCAAAUGGUGGUGUGUGUGUUUGUGCAUUGCAGCCGUUCACGUGUCGGCAUGAGAGCACCCGACUGUGUGUGUCGGACUGCCCGUCUUUCAUACCUGCCAACUCCACAUUCGGCAAACAGGUGUGUUAGUGGAGGGUGGCGGCAUGAUUAGGCAGGCAACAAACACACACCACAUCUGUGUGGUGCGUGGCUCUUGUCGUGUCAGGUGCUGGACCUGAUUGUGUCCCACAGCGAGAUGGCGUCGACAGUCGUGGACUCUCAGUACAUAUCAUUCUUUGGUAAAUAGAACGAACGAACCAACAAGAGAGCGAGAAGCGGUCACAGCUGUUCCAUGACCUGUCUUGACCUCUCAGAUUUGAUCCACACGGUGGCGUACGACGCCUAUCUGCAGACGAGGCGACGCACGGGCGACGGCGGCCUCAAUGGCGAGCUGGUGGUCGGCAUGCCGCCGUCCGUUAUCAUGGAAGACAUAUUCCCGGACUUCCAUGGCUUCGAGGUCGGUCAGUCACACAUCAAAGAAUAACCCGAGCAGCCCAAAAUGGUGUCCUGGGCCUGUGGGGUGGGUGCAGCGGUCCAUGCGGGCCACCUUCUUCAGCCAGUCCUUCCACAGCCAGCUGUACCGUGCCCGCGAGACCUACGAAGCCUCCGACUGGGCCCUCGCCACGACCGCCAAGCUAUGGCUGCCCCUCCCCCCUCACCUCACCCGCACCCCAAUGCCGCGAUCGGUCAUCGACCUGGCCCUCACACACUUCCAGCUGGGCCACGCGCCACACCCCUAUGGCACCAUGAGGGGGCUUGCUGACGGCGAGGGAGACGAAGGGCCGGGCUACCGGCUGGUGACGCACAUGCGGCCCUUUCUGCCGUUCUUUCGGUCGCCAGCGUACAAGACGGAGCACUACAGCAGCUGGCUGCCGGGCGUCUUGGGCGGGGCGAGGGACUUCCGUGCUGUGCGCGUCACGCAGAAGGCCUCGGCCCGUGAUGAAGAGGGCGGCACUUUCCGAGUACAGGUGAAAUGACUGAAUCCGAGCCAGACAGAUAUGUUGCCUGCGUUGCCUUAUGUGUGUGUCAUGGUGCGUUUGUGUUUGGUCAGAUUCGCUCCUGUGUGCCACUUAGAAUGGGCUGCCGCGCCUCUCAGUCACCAUUUGCCGAGUCGGCCACCAGUGAAGACGGGCCGUCGAUGCGAGUGCGAGUGGGGUGGCAUGCUGCCGAACAGAAGGAGUGCGAGAGGGGUCUGCAGCAGCCACUUGGUGGUCGAGCUGCCGGCGGUCGCGAGGACAUCCUCUCCCGCCCGUCUGUGUGCCCCCAUCUAGUCUUCGACCUUGAAGGCACCGAGGCGUCCACCAAUGGGGCCAUGAGCAUGCUAUACUUCACACCUGUGGGCCGGCCAUCUCCCCCCUCACCGCCGAACAACCAGCCACCCCACUGCAUCAACACCACCCUGUCAGGCGACACCGUCAAGCGCGACCCUUGUCCAGUCACCGUCGUCACUGAGGUGCCGGCGCAGCCAUCGCUAUCUCUCACUGAUGUGGCCGAUGGCCGCCUGGCGGCCAAGGGCAAUGGGACCGUCUUGGCUGGCGACGACGGGCUGCUGCAAUGCGAGAUCGACUGGACGUGUAUGCGUGUGGGCGUCAACCCCGCCAUAUUUGGGUGGGUCAAUGUGACCCUGGCUCUUCUGACGCGAGGAAAGGGAGGGAAGGCGCCUGUGGUGUGGCGAGGGAUGAGCCGUGUGCUGCUGGUGGAUGUCGAGGACGUUGUGACGGUGGUGGCGCACUCAGGAGGUCGCUGCUGGAUACUCGACAGGUACUGUACGUGCGUCGGAUUGCGUGUCUCUUGUGUUCGUUCGUUCAUUCGUUCAUGUCACCCUGUGGUCUGUGUGUGCAGGAUGGCUCGAUCCAUCCGUCUGCUGUAUCCUCGUAUGCCGAUUGUGGUCACUUGUGAGAGAGAAGGAGACCUGCAGCAGGCCCAGGCAGAUGAUGGUCCUGAAGGUGGUCUGAUAACGAAGUCGGCCCACAGCAGCAUCCCCAACAUGACGGUGCUGUCGGUGCCCUUCGACUACGGCCUCGCCCGCGCCAAGAACCUGCUGGUCAGCCUCAUCACCACCGAGUUCACCCUGGUGCUCGACGACGACUUCGUGACGUCGCCCCACACGUGUGUCGAGUGCAUGCUUGAAAAGAUGACCAACCAGCUGCACCUGGGGCACCCAUUCGACAUCGUACGCCCCGCCGCCUCAUCGCCCUGCAAACAAACCGACACUGCACAAGACAGACAGCACCUCAUGCAGUCAGCUGGGCGUCUGUGUGCUUCUGUCUGUGUGCUGUGUGUGUGCAGGUUGGCUUCCCCAUUCGCGAGGACGAGGAGGAUUUCGGUGCGUUCCGCGGCCUGCUCAAGGUUGGCCAGGGCGCCGUGUACAUGGAGGCCGGUGCCUGGGCGUCGUACGCGGACGGCUGCCAACGAGUUGACCUGGUGCCAAUGGUGUUCCUCGCGCGCACGCUGCGGCUCCGUGAGGUGCCGCUGCAGGAGGACCUCAAGCUUGGGGAACAUGAGAAAUUCUUCUACAUGGCCAAGCGCAAGGGCCUGCAGGUGGGGAAUAGAAUGUAGCCACUGUCGAAUGCGACAGCGUGUUAGUCGAUCUGUGUCUUUGUGUGUGUGUGUGCGUAUUGGUGUUGGCGGAUGGUGUUCAGGUUGGUGUGUGUUUCGACUCUUCCUUGACGCACCUUCGCCUCAGUCCCGAUGAGAUGACUACACGCUACGCCAACAGGAGGGAACGAUCCGGAAAGUACAUGAGGUCAGUCUGAGUGACACACAAUGGCCAGCCAGCCAUAAUGCGACGCCCUUACCCUCACUCAAUGGACGUGAUGUGCUCCCCUCCCCUCCCCAGGGAGGCCUUGACGGAGUUCUCCGUCACCCGUCUAGCCCACUUCAUGCGGCAGUACGCCCCCUCGUCCUCGCCAAUGGACCACGCCAUGCUCAUAUCCGACGCCAUCCCACCAUGGACCGUCGGCAACCACAACCACCACUGCCAACAAACGGCCUUCUUACUGCCGCCGCCACACGGCUUCUCCCUGCUGCUGCUCGUCAUCGUCAUGACAACACCAGACAGGCGCGGGCGUGACGCCAGGGAUGCGCUGAGGCGGCGAGGCUCGUGGCUGCGGGCCCUUAGUGGUGUGCCGGACAACGGCAUUUCUGCGUACUUUGCGAUGCCGGCGCCAGCUUCAGGCAACCAUUGUGCUGACGGCCUGUCUGAGGGUUGGCGUGAGGUGGUUGGUGAGUAUGAGGAGCAUGGUGAUAUGGUGUGGGUGACACUGCCGCCGACGAUGGCCGAGCCCUUGUCGCAUCUGGACAGGGUGCCUCCCGGAGAGAUGAGGCGGGCGAACAUGGCUUCACAAGACGACCCAGACCAGUACAAGCUGUUCCUGAACGAGCCAAUGAUGAGGGGCCCACUGCAUGGCCAUGGCGUGGCGGCCAACUGCACUGGCUGCACCAACGAGAAGACACCCUGGACGUCUCAGCUUUAUCUCUCUGUUUUGGAGAGUUUCCGGGCGAUGGACAGCAACUGGGUGAUGGUGGUGCGGGACGACGUGUUUGUGGAUCUGAAGCUCUUCACCGACCUGAUGGGCGACAAGGCCAUGCCCUACUGGACAGUCGUCGCACCCCCUGCCGACAAAGGCGCCCCGGCGCCUCGUGGUGCUCGAACAGCUGUGUUGAAGCCCGUUGGGUUGAGGAUUGAUGUGUCGAUGGUGCUCUAUCGGCGAGAGCUGUAUCUGCUGCUGACGAGCCGGCCGUUGGUGGACUCGUUGAGGCAUGAUGAUGGCGGCAGUUUGGAGGGCUCGGUCAAUCGGUGGCUGGACGCGCUGAAUGUGUACUGGACGCCGCUGCCGUCGUUCCAUGUCGGCCGACCGACAGAUGGAUGAUAUGUAUAUGCAUGUCAGUCAGUCAUGUGAUGUGGACAGCUGUGUGUGCAUACUUACUGGGUAGGUGGGUUGUGCAUAGGUAAAAGAUCUGAUAGACUUCAGAUUGGUUCAUGCCAUGGUUUCAG
This is a messenger RNA of Vitrella brassicaformis, 4909 nucleotides long. NCBI's taxonomy places the organism in Eukaryota, Vitrellaceae. The record is from the annotation of a GenBank genome assembly.